AUGUCGGAUUAUCUUGGUAUAAAUAUAGAAACAACCGACAAGUCACGAUGGAGACUCGAAGUGGAUCAUGGAAAGCAAACUUGGCAUUAUUUAGAAAGUAAUGAUGAAAUAAAAAAUUGGCCUCAAACUGCAUGCGAUCGUUAUUGGUUAGGAUUGUCUUAUAAUAAAAUUAAUGAUGACCAAAAAGAAUCCUCGCCACUAAAAACUUCUGAAGCCGUAUACAAUGGAUACAAAUUCUUUAAACAAUUGCAAACUGUGGAUGGUCAUUGGGCGGGCGAAUAUAGUGGUCCUAUAUUUUUGAUUUCAGGACUUGUGUUUUCGACGUUCAUUACUCGUCUAUCAAUCCCUCAAGCUUGGAAAAUUGAAAUUAUCACAUAUCUAGUUAAUACCUCAAAUCCAGAUGAUGGUGGCUGGGGAAUACAUGUAGAAGACCAUUCAAAUCUACUAGGAACAACUUUAAAUUACGUUGCGCUCAGAAUUCUGGGAAUGGAUCCUGAGCAUCCUGUACUUAUUAAAAGUAGAGCAUUCAUACAUAAACUUGGUGGGGCUGUAGCUAUUCCGUCUCUUGGAAAGUUUUGGUUAGCAAUGCUAAAUAUUUAUGAUUGGAAAGGAGUUAAUCCAGUUUUACCAGAAUUAUGGCUUCUUCCAUACAAGUCACCCCUUCAUCCGGCUCGCAUUUGGAGUCCAAUACGUGCUACCCAUCUCUCAAUGAGUUAUCUUUAUGGCCGUAAAGUGGCUGAGAAAAUGUGCCCGUUAAUUGAACAAUUACGACUUGAGUUAUUUGUUCAACCAUAUGAUAAAAUUAAUUGGUCUGCUGCAAAAGGCAAUGUUUGUGAGGCGGAUGUAUAUUUUCCUCGUUCUCCGAUUUUAGCUAUUACUAAUACGGUUUCAAAUAUUUGGAAUCAUUUCCAAAAUUUAUUGGGCCUUCGUAAUAUCGCAUUAAAAAAAGUUUAUAAAUUAAUGAAACUUGAAGAAAUUGAUUCUAACUAUGUUUCUGUUUGUGCGAUUGAUAAAUUAUUUCGUUUGGUUUGUGCUUAUUAUGAAGAGGGUCCAGAGUCUGAAAUGUUUUUAAAUAUGAAAGAUAAGGUUGCAAAUUAUAUAUGGAUGACUCCAAAUGGAAUGUUAAUGAAUUCCGUUGAUGGAUCACAAAUUUGGGAUACUUCACUCGCAGUGCAAGCAAUAAUAGAAUCAGGUUUGGCAAAUGAUCCAGAAAAUCAUGAAUCAAUGAUUAAAGCACUUGAGUUUUUAGAUGAUUCACAAAUAAAAAAUAAUCCAACAUAUAUGAAACAAUGUUGGAGAGAACCUUCAAAAGGAUUAUGGGGUUUUAGUACAAGAGAACAAGGGUGGGCUACCAAUGAUUGUACUGCUGAAGCUUUAAAAGCAAUAUUACUUCUUCAGGGUAAAUUAGAUUACACACCACCAUUAAUUAAUCAAAAGCGAAUUCAUUCUACAAUUGACACGUUAAUCAGAAAACAGCAUACCAAUGGAGGAUUUUCACGUUUUGAAAAUAUUCGUGGCUAUUGUUGGAUGGAGUUGAUAAAUCCUUCAGAACUUCUUGAAAAUACCUUAAUCGAACAUACUUACGUUGAAUGUACAAGUUCUGUAAUGACUGCUUUAAGAAUAUUUUCAAAAUUUGAUCUCGUGGACCGUUACGUUGAUGAUAUUGAAAAAGUCUGUGCAAAAGCAACGAAAUAUAUUCAUAGGAUGCAACGUAAAGAUGGUAGUUGGCUUGGAUCAUGGGGUAUUUGCUUUACGUAUGGUACAAUGUCCGCACUUCAGGGACUAUCAAGUGUUGGAGAAACUUAUGAGAAUAGUGAAUACGUAAAAAAAGCAUGUGACUUUUUGAUUUCAAAACAACGUGAGGAUGGUGGAUGGGGAGAAAAUUACAAGUCUUCUUCCGGCGUAGGACAGUAUAUACAACACUCAAAUACGCAAGUUGUUAAUACGGCUUGGGCAUUGCUCGGACUAAUGUAUGCUGAAUAUCCGUUUAGUGAACCUAUUAGAAACGGAAUUGAGCUUAUUAAAUCAAGACAACUUCCAACUGGAGAGUGGAAGAAAGAAUCUUUUGAAAGUAUGAUUGGCAAAAAUUGUCCGAUAAAUCAUUCAAAUUACAAAUUUAUCUACUGUAUUUGGGCAUUAGGAAUGUAUUCUAAUUUAUAUGAAAGUGAUGAACAUUAUGGUGUUUGGGAGAUAAUAUGA
Molecule: messenger RNA, 2199 nt
Organism: Cetraspora pellucida
Lineage: Eukaryota; Fungi; Glomeromycota; Glomeromycetes; Diversisporales; Gigasporaceae
Source: the annotation of a GenBank genome assembly